AUGCAGAGUACCUGGAUGAUGAUGAUCUUCUCUGUAGUGAUCGUUGUGUUGUUGAUGACGACUGAUAUUGGAGUUGAUGCACACCUGCACCGUGAUCAAUUGCCAUGGGAGGCUGCGAGAUCGGGCUGCAGUGGAACGAUAGACGAGUGCAUUAAUUCUGCAGGAGGCGAGUUGGAUGAGGAAAUUAACCGGAGGAUACUGGCGACGACCAACUACAUCAGCUACGGAGCGCUGCAGAGGAACACGGUUCCGUGUUCACAUAGAGGUGCUUCAUACUAUAACUGCAAGACCGGAGCCGAAGCCAAUCCUUACACCCGAGGCUGCAGCGCUAUCACUCGUUGCAGAAGUUAA
Messenger RNA from Impatiens glandulifera, 351 nucleotides. RefSeq names its product protein RALF-like 33. The coding region runs from base 1 to 351 and encodes 116 amino acids. The record is from RefSeq and is a predicted model, not a curated record. The transcript has a single exon. NCBI's taxonomy places the organism in Eukaryota, Viridiplantae, Streptophyta, Magnoliopsida, Ericales, Balsaminaceae.